Haplochromis burtoni (Burton's mouthbrooder) is the source of this 5769-nucleotide messenger RNA. Its product is annotated as myosin-6. The transcript is spliced from 37 exons. NCBI's taxonomy places the organism in Eukaryota, Metazoa, Chordata, Actinopteri, Cichliformes, Cichlidae. The coding region runs from base 164 to 5674 and encodes 1836 amino acids. Gene Ontology annotation, cellular component: myosin complex. The record is from RefSeq and is a predicted model, not a curated record. Gene Ontology annotation, molecular function: actin filament binding; cytoskeletal motor activity; ATP binding.
GCCCAACCAGACACAAAAACAUUCCUGGGCCUUAAAGCGCUCCUCCAUAUUUGGCAGAGGGGCUUUGCUUAUAAGGAGAGCUCAUGGUGAAACUCCAAUAGGUCACCGUUCUAUCUCAAGGACCAGUACACCUCAGUCUUCUCAGUAAGGAUAAAGGUGAAAAAUGGGUGAUGCUGCCAUGAAAGAAUUUGGGGCAGCGGCCCCUUACCUGAGGAAGUCAGACAGGGAGCGUCUGGAGGCCCAGACUCGCCCGUUUGACAUGAAGAAGGAGUGUUUUGUUCCUGACCCCAGUGAUGAAUAUGUGAAGGCUUCGAUCACCAGCCGUGAUGGGGACAAAGUCACUGCUCAGACUGAGAAAGGGAAGACCGUCACAGUGAAGGAGUGCGAUGUGCACCCUCAGAACCCGCCAAAGUUCGAUAAAAUUGAAGACAUGGCGAUGUUCACCUUCCUCCAUGAACCAGCUGUGCUGUAUAACCUCAAAGAGCGUUACGCAGCGUGGAUGAUCUACACCUACUCUGGGUUGUUCUGUGUGACUGUCAAUCCCUACAAGUGGCUGCCAGUCUACAACCAGGAGGUGGUCGUUGCCUACAGAGGAAAGAAGAGGAGUGAAGCUCCUCCUCAUAUCUUCUCCAUCUCUGACAAUGCCUAUCAGUACAUGCUAACUGACAGAGAAAAUCAGUCAAUUCUCAUCACUGGAGAAUCUGGUGCUGGGAAAACUGUCAACACCAAGAGAGUCAUCCAGUACUUUGCCAGCAUUGCAGCUGGAAGUGGGAAAAAGGAUACAGGCUCUGAGAAGAAGGGUACUCUGGAGGAUCAAAUCAUCCAGGCUAACCCGGCAUUAGAGGCCUUUGGGAAUGCCAAAACCAUCAGGAAUGACAACUCCUCCAGAUUUGGUAAAUUUAUCCGAAUUCACUUUGCAGCCAGUGGGAAGUUGGCCUCUGCUGACAUAGAGACAUAUCUGCUGGAAAAGUCCCGUGUCACCUUUCAGCUCAAGGCUGAGAGAGAUUAUCACAUCUUCUAUCAGAUCUUGUCUCAAAGGAAGCCCGAGCUUCUCGAGAUGCUGCUCAUCACCAACAACCCUUAUGAUUAUGCCUUCAUCUCUCAAGGAGAGACAACAGUAGCCUCAAUCAAUGAUGCUGAAGAGCUAAUGGCCACUGAUGAUGCCUUUGAUGUGCUGGGCUUUACUCAAGAAGAAAAGAAUAGCAUUUACAAGCUGACUGGUGCCAUCAUGCACUAUGGGAACAUGAAAUUCAAGAACAAGCAGCGUGAAGAGCAGGCAGAGGCAGAUGGCACAGAAGAUGCGGACAAAUCCGCUUAUCUGAUGGGCCUGAACUCUGCUGACCUCAUCAAAGGUCUCUGUCACCCAAGAGUCAAAGUAGGAAACGAGUGGGUCACCAAAGGACAGAAUGUACAGCAGGUGUACUAUGCUAUGGGUGCACUGGCUAAAGCAGUGUAUGAGAAGAUGUUUCUGUGGAUGGUGGUGAGGAUUAACCAGUCCCUGGACACCAAACAGCCCCGCCAGUACUUCAUUGGUGUGCUUGACAUUGCUGGAUUUGAGAUCUUUGAUUUCAACACCUUUGAGCAGCUGUGCAUCAACUUCACCAACGAAAAACUGCAACAGUUUUUCAACCACCACAUGUUUGUACUGGAGCAGGAAGAGUACAAGAAAGAGGGCAUCGAAUGGACUUUCAUUGACUUUGGCAUGGAUCUGCAGGCCUGUAUCGACCUGAUUGAAAAGCCCAUGGGUAUCAUGUCCAUCCUUGAAGAGGAGUGCAUGUUCCCCAAAGCCAGUGAUGCCACCUUUAAAGCUAAGCUCUAUGACAACCACCUGGGAAAAUCCAGCAACUUCCAGAAGCCCAGAGUUGUCAAAGGAAAACCAGAGGCUCAUUUUGCCCUGGUUCACUACGCUGGAACUGUUGAUUACAAUAUCAACAACUGGUUGGUGAAGAACAAGGAUCCUCUGAAUGAGACUGUUGUGGCAUUGUACCAAAAGUCGACCGUCAAACUGCUUGCAACUCUCUUUGCAAAUUAUGCAGGAGCUGACUCAGCUGAAUCUGGUGGGAAGGGCAAAGGUGGAACCAAGAAGAAAGGUUCUUCCUUCCAAACUGUAUCAGCUUUGCACAGGGUAAUAUCAGUAUGCGUCUUAAAGGUAUUCUUUAAAGCUGGUCUUCUUGGCCAACUUGAAGAGAUGAGAGAUGACCGUUUAUCCCUCAUAAUCACGGGAAUCCAGGCUCGAUCAAGAGGUCUGCUCGCAAGAGUGGAAUUCCAGAAGAUUGUUGAAAGGAGGGAUGCACUUCUUGUGAUCCAGUGGAACAUACGUGCCUUCAUGGGGGUUAAGAAUUGGCCCUGGAUGAAGCUUUUCUUCAAGAUCAAACCUCUGCUGAGAUCUGCUGAGGCAGAAAAGGAGAUGGCCAACAUGAAGGAAGAAUUCCUAAAACUCAAAGAAGCUUAUGCAAAAUCUGAAGCUCGAAGAAAGGAACUAGAGGAGAAAAUGGUGACUCUUCUCCAAGAGAAGAAUGACCUGCAGCUCCAAGUUCAGGCUGAGCAAGAUAAUCUUGCAGAUGCCGAGGAAAGAUGUGAGGGGCUGAUCAAACACAAAAUUCAGAUGGAAGCAAAAGCCAAAGAGCUCUCUGAGAGGCUGGAGGAUGAGGAGGAGAUGAAUGCAGAACUGACUGCUAAGAAGAGGAAGCUGGAGGACGAGUGCUCCGAGCUGAAGAAAGACAUCGAUGACUUAGAGUUAACUCUAGCUAAAGUGGAGAAAGAGAAGCAUGCCACUGAGAACAAGGUCAAGAACCUUGUUGAAGAGAUGGCUGCUUUAGAUGAGAUCAUUGCCAAGCUGACCAAGGAAAAGAAAGCUUUACAGGAAGCUCAUCAGCAAACUCUGGAUGACCUGCAGAGUGAGGAAGACAAAGUCAACACUCUGACCAAGGCCAAGGCUAAGCUGGAGCAGCAAGUGGAUGAUCUUGAGGGUUCUCUGGAACAAGAAAAGAAGAUUAGGAUGGAUCUUGAAAGAGCAAAGCGAAAGCUGGAAGGAGACCUGAAACUGACCCAAGAGAGUCUCAUGGACCUUGAGAAUGACAAGCAACAACUUGAGGAGCAUUUGAAAAAGAAGGACUUUGAGCUCAGCCAGCUUAAUAAUAAAAUUGAAGAUGAGCAGGCCAUUGCCAUUCAGCUUCAAAAGAAACUGAAAGAGCUUCAGGCCCGUAUUGAGGAGCUGGAGGAAGAGCUAGAAGCAGAGAGAGCUGCUCGAGCCAAGGUGGAGAAGCAGAGAGCUGACCUGGCCAGAGAGCUGGAGGAGAUCAGUGAGAGGUUGGAGGAGGCUGGAGGAGCCACAGCUGCCCAGAUUGAGAUGAACAAGAAGAGGGAGGCCGAGUUCCAGAAACUGCGCAGAGACCUCGAAGAGGCCACUCUGCACCACGAAGCCACUACUGCCACACUCAGGAAGAAACAAGCCGACAGUGUUGCUGAGCUGGGAGAGCAGAUUGACAACCUGCAGAGAGUCAAGCAGAAACUGGAGAAGGAGAAGAGUGAGCUCAGACUGGAGCUGGAUGAUGUGGUCUCCAAUAUGGAACAUAUUGUGAAGACAAAGACUAAUCUAGAGAAAGCAUGCAGGACUCUGGAAGAUCAAAUGAAUGAGUACAAGACAAAGUUUGAAGAGGCUCAGCGCUGCAUCAGUGACUUCAACAUGCAGAAAGCAAAACUUCAAACAGAGAAUGGUGAGCUCUCGAGGCAGCUGGAGGAUAAGGAUUCCUUGGUGUCUCAACUCACAAGAGGGAAAAUGUCCUACACUCAGCAGAUUGAGGAUCUAAAGAGACAACUGGAAGAGGAGACCAAGGCAAAGAGUGCUCUGGCCCAUGCAGUGCAGUCUGCUCGCCAUGACUGUGACCUGCUCAGGGAGCAGUAUGAGGAGGAGCAGGAGGCUAAAGCUGAACUACAGCGUGGCAUGUCCAAAGCCAACACUGAGGUGGCUCAGUGGAGGGCAAAGUAUGAAACUGAUGCCAUCCAGAGGACCGAAGAACUAGAAGAGGCCAAGAAAAAGCUGGCUCAGCGUCUGCAGGAGGCUGAGGAGGCUGUUGAAGCAGUGAAUGCUAAAUGUUCCUCUCUGGAGAAGACCAAACACAGGCUGCAGAAUGAGAUUGAAGAUCUCAUGGUGGAUGUAGAGAGGUCUAAUGCUGCUGCCGCUGCUCUGGACAAGAAGCAAAGAAACUUUGACAAGGUUCUUUCUGAGUGGAAGCAGAAGUAUGAGGAGUCUCAGUGCGAGCUGGAGAGCUCCCAAAAGGAAGCAAGGGCUCUGAGCACUGAGCUUUUCAAACUGAAGAACUCAUAUGAGGAAGCUCUGGAUCAUCUGGAGACCAUGAAGAGAGAGAACAAGAAUUUACAGGAGGAGAUUUCUGACAUCACUGAGCAACUUGGUGAGAGUGGCAAAAGUAUCCAUGAAUUGGAAAAGUUACGGAAACAACUGGAACAGGAGAAGAGUGAGAUUCAGUCUGCUCUCGAGGAAGCUGAGGCCUCUCUUGAGCAUGAAGAGGGUAAGAUUCUAAGAGCCCAGCUUGAGUUCAAUCAAAUUAAAGCUGAUAUUGAACGCAAACUGGCCGAGAAGGAUGAAGAGAUGGAGCAGUGCAAGAGAAACCUGCAGAGGACCAUCGACACCCUGCAGAGCUCUCUUGAAGCUGAGUGUCGCAGCAGGAAUGAGGCUCUGCGGCUGAAGAAGAAAAUGGAAGGAGACCUGAAUGAGAUGGAGAUCCAGCUAAGCCAGGCCAACAGGCAGGCAGCCGAGGCCCAGAAACAGCUUAAGGCCGUCCAUGCACAUAUGAAGGAUUGCCAAAUUCAGCUGGAUGACUCUGUUCGGGCCAAUGAUGACCUUAAAGAGAACAUUGCCAUUGUUGAGCGACGCAACAACCUUCUUCAGGCUGAACUGGAGGAGCUGAGAGCAGCUCUGGAGCAAACGGACAGAAGCCGCAAACUUGCAGAGCAAGAGCUGCUGGAUGUCAGUGAGAGAGUGCAGCUGCUGCACUCACAGAACACCAGCCUGAUAAACCAAAAGAAGAAGCUGGAGGCUGAUACAUCCCAGCUUCAAACUGAAGUGGAGGAGGCAGUGCAGGAGUGCAGGAAUGCAGAGGAGAAGGCCAAGAAGGCCAUCACUGAUGCUGCCAUGAUGGCAGAGGAGCUGAAGAAGGAGCAGGACACCAGCGCUCAUCUGGAGCGAAUGAAGAAGAACAUGGAGCAAACCAUCAAAGACCUGCAGCACCGCCUGGAUGAAGCUGAGCAGAUCGCCAUGAAGGGAGGCAAGAAGCAGGUGCAGAAGCUCGAGGCCAGGGUGAGGGAGCUUGAGAAUGAGGUGGAGUCGGAGCAGAAGAAAAGCAGCGAGGCAGUGAAGGGAAUCCGUAAAUACGAGCGACGCAUUAAGGAGCUCACAUACCAGACUGAGGAGGACCGCAAGAAUAUUCUGCGUCUGCAGGAUCUGGUUGACAAACUCCAGCUCAAAGUCAAAGCCUACAAGAGAGCUGCAGAGGAGGCUGAAGAGCAGGCCAAUACUCACCUGAGCAAGUUCCGUAAACUGCAGCACGAGCUGGACGAGGCUGAAGAGAGAGCUGAUAUUGCUGAGUCUCAGGUCAACAAGCUGCGUGCCAAGAGUCGUGACGUGGGCUCUAAGAAAGGGCUAGAUGAGGAGUGAAACUCACAGACGGCCACCUAAGACCUUUGGGAUCUUCUCUAUUGGUUCUCCUUUGUCUCCAAAGUAACUGUAGAAUAAAGCAAAGUGCAUUCAAA